Nerophis lumbriciformis (worm pipefish) is the source of this 1829-nucleotide messenger RNA. Lineage: Eukaryota; Metazoa; Chordata; Actinopteri; Syngnathiformes; Syngnathidae. The record is from RefSeq and is a predicted model, not a curated record.
ACGCAAUGUGAAAGAAGUUGCAAGAUAGUAUAAACAAUUCCGUGUUAUUGCGCACGUUGCUACUACUUUAGAUCGCUUUUGUACGUUUUCAGUUGAUGUAACAUUUUAAACAUAUUUAAUUGGUCGUGUGAGGAUACAUUCGCCUCCGUGUUACUUUAAAGCGUAGCUGCUAGCUUAGCUUAGCUUAGCUUAGCUUAGCUUGCUAGCUGCUAAGAAAGAGACAAAAGCGGAAGUGAUCAAAACGUCGCAAAGUGUGCGUGUAAAGUGUUGUGGUUGUGUGAAAAUGUGUCAAGUAGAAAUGUUGAGAGUGUUGCUGAACCAGCGACUAACUGGCGCCGUCGAAGAGAUAUUUGAAGAGUUAGCGAGAACGAUAGCAAAGUUAGAGGAGGAACUUUCUAGAACAAAAGAGGAGAACGAGCGACAACGUCAACUUCUGGAAGCUCUUUUCAACAAACAUCAAGUUGUGUUGCACAGAACAGACGUCUCGCAGUCGCCGACCACGAGCGAAGAGCAACGGGAGUGGACUUCCAGGGCGCAGCCGGAGGAGGAAGAGGAGGAGCCGCAGCCCCCUGACACUGAAGUGACACUGAAGCCCCGCAUUAAAGAGGAGGCACAGAACGACGGCGUGGGUCAGGAGGGAGAGCCUCUGGGAAGGCUGGAGGAGUUCCCAGUGGUCGUGAAGAGUGAAGAUGAAGAGGUCAAAGGUGAAGUAGAGGCGGAGCCUCCAAGCGGCAGCUCAACUCAACACCUGAGAACAGAAGGUGAUGAUGGAGGAUCACCUGCAGACAUGUUAGCUCCACUAUCAGAUGAUGAUGAUGACGACACGACGUCACACUCUGCUGAUCAUGAAGAAGACUUGAAAGCUGGUGUGAGACUUCGCAGCGACAACACCCGCUUGGAUGUUGACAAAAAUCUAAUGAGACACUUGAAAAAUCCCCCGGAAGAAAAACUCUUUACCUGUUGUCAGUGCGACAAAACGUUCAACAGCAGGAAAACUUUAACGGCACACAAGCUCUGUCACUCCCAGGAAAAACCAUUCAGCUGCACCGAGUGCGACAGGAGCUUCUCCCGGAGGGAUUUCCUGACGACGCACAUGCACACGCACACCGGGGAGAAACCGCACGCCUGCUCGGAGUGCGACGCGCGCUUCCGACACCGCUCGGGCCUGUUUUUCCACAUGAGGAAGCACACGGGACACACCACUCACGCCUGCUCCGUGUGCGGCCGGCGCUUCUACCUCCAGGAGAAGCUGAUCGCCCACGCCAGGAAGCACGUGGAAAGCAAACCGUUCAGCUGCGCCGUCUGCAAAAAAGGUUUCGGCGACCGGUCGGCCGCGCUGGUCCACCAGAGGACGCACGCCGUGGCCGACCCGUUACGCUGCUCCGUCUGCGCCCAGACUUUCUCCAACAAGUUCGGCUUGUGCAAACACUUAAAGACGCACGCCGAAGUCAAGCGCUUCUCCUGCUCGUUCUGCGGCAAAAAAUUUGGUCGGAAUCAAACUUUGGUGGCGCACACCAGACUGCACACCGGAGAAAAACCCUUUUCCUGCCCUAUCUGCCACAGAGGUUUCAGUUACAAUUCGUCGCUGACGAACCACCUGCGGACACACACACAGUGAUGUGGAGCAGCAGGAUGAGGAUGUUUACAGUAAAUAUUUGAUAUGACUAGACAUGUCCGGCUUUUUUGACGAUAUUACGAUAUUGUCCAACUCUUAAUUACCGAUACCAAUAUAUAUACAUACAGUGGUGGAAUGAACACAUUAUUAGGGCCCGCAUGGCCUAUUGUAUAAGGACUCCCAAAGGGAGUCCUUAUACAAUGGGACAUAAGGA